Molecule: messenger RNA, 942 nt
Organism: Bradysia coprophila
Lineage: Eukaryota; Metazoa; Arthropoda; Insecta; Diptera; Sciaridae
Product: glutathione S-transferase theta-3-like
Biological process (GO): glutathione metabolic process
Cellular component (GO): cytoplasm
Molecular function (GO): glutathione transferase activity
Source: RefSeq, a predicted model, not a curated record
UGAUGAGCGCUGUAUUUAUGUAUCCGACUAGCACCACUGUGGAAAACAACUUAACUUAUCAACGUAGUUUCAACGAAUCAACGAUUAGCGGUAAUCAACUUCGUAUUGCUUCGCACUUCAUUUGAAUCUUAUUCUCCAUACCAUACCAUACUAUCAGUGUUGAAUUGACGUUCGUUCGUUGUAAGAGUGUUUUAAUUAAUAAUGUCAAAACAAUUGAAAUUUUACUAUGAUUUGAUGUCCCAGCCAGCCAGGGCAUUGUAUAUGUUCCUGAAACUGAAUCAAAUACCACACGAACCAUGUUAUGUGUCCAUUGGAAAAGGUGAACAUCAAACCGAUGACUACGAACAGAAUGUGAAUCGUUUCAAGAAAAUUCCAGCUAUCGUGGACAAAGACUUCAAGUUGUCCGAAAGUAUAGCAAUUUAUCGGUAUUUGGCUAGUGAAUAUAAGGUUGCCGAUAAUUGGUAUCCGAAAGACGUUAAGAAACGAGCAAGAGUUGAUGAAUAUUUAGAAUGGCAACAUUUGAACACUCGCUUUGGCUGUUCGUUAUAUUUUAUCUCCAAAUGGUUGCUUCCCGUUUUGAUGCGUCAAACAGUGUCAGAGGGACGAGUAGCGGAAGCUAAGGCUCGAAUGGAAGAUGCUCUGGAUGCAAUCACUAACAUUUGGUUAAAGGACCAACAGUUCAUAGCUGGAAAUGAAAUUACGGUCGCCGAUUUGGUUGCUGCGACAGAAAUUGAGCAGUUAGUUGUCACCGAUUAUAAUCCCUUUGAAGGGCGUCCCACAUUGAAAGCGUGGAUUGAAAAGGUCAAGAGCAAAACUAAUCCUCACUAUGAAGAUGCACACAAGAUGAUAUACAGAGCUGCCAGUAAAAAUAAGGCGAAAUUGUAGGUUCCCUUUGUGGAUAUGGUUGCAGCAAAUUAAAAAUGGUUUUGGUUUUACAUACGA